Messenger RNA from Paramecium primaurelia, 507 nucleotides. Lineage: Eukaryota; Ciliophora; Oligohymenophorea; Peniculida; Parameciidae. The record is from the annotation of a GenBank genome assembly.
AUGGAUUUUUAAAUCAUUCUGGAUGGUUAAUAUAAAAAUGGUAAGAAAGUUGGUAAAUGGAAUUUUUUUAGGAAAAAUUAUAAUGAUAUUGAAAAGAUGUAAUAAUAUUAUCUCAAAAUAUAAUAGUGGAGGUGGAUAGUAUGAUGAAGGAGGAGAUGAAAUCAAAAUAAAUCAAUGGGUUGAGUUGAAUGAGGAGUUAAAAGAUGACUCUAGAGUAACUUAUAAAGGUGAAUAUCAUAAUGGUAAAAAAAUUGGUAAUUGGGAUGUUUUGUAUUAUGGAAAAAAAAUGUAGAAUUAUUUGAAUAAAUAUUUAUGUCCAUAAAUUUAGAGGUGGAGGAGUAUAUGAUAAAAGAGGUAAUGGGUGUAAAAUUGGAAAUUGGAUCGAAUUGAUCGAGGGGUCUAAUGAUAUUCCUAAAGUCACUUUUAGUGGUGAAUAUUAAAAUGGUAUAAAAGUUGGUAGAUGGGAUAUUUUUAAUUUUAAUAAUAGGAUGUAAAUUAUUGUAUGAA